AUGAGUUGGCAGCUCCGCCCAAGCCGACAACAAACAAAACAAAGCAAAAGAGAAAAACAACAAACUUUCUGUGAAAUUACGCAUUGUUGCGACUCAUAAAUGGAUCAUCAAGCAACAGGCGGAGGUGCUGUGCACCCGGGCGUAUCGCCGGUACACCUACAGGACACCGACCAACUGCUCGAUCCUGUACUGUUCUCAAACGACAAUGGAAGUUUCAAGCUAAAAACAGUGCCUGCAUUUAGCCUGCAUUUGUUAAUCUCCACGGCAAUUUCAAUAAUUGGCAUCGUUUUGGCAGCCUCUUAUCCUGCAGAGAAACGCUGCGAUGCGUACUUCAUAAUGCUCUACUUACGUGCUACAUUCUGGGUCAUCACAUAUCUCUUCGACCACUUUGUGAAGAUACAGCACAAUAAUCUGCGCAUGAAUGGCUAUCACGACUUUCAUCGCGAGACGAACAUGCAGAAGGGCAUUCCACUGCAACUGGUAUCUCUCUGGAACUCGGCUCUUCUAGCUGUCCAGGCGCUCAUUCAUCAUUAUUAUGGAGAAAACUUCUGGGAACAUUGCGCCGCAGGAUGGCUGUCACCAGUUAGUUAUGUGACAGCCUUUACUGUGGCUGAGAACCUGGUGCUAACUGUUACUCACUCAUUUUAUAUAGACAAAGUGCGAAAAUUUAACAACGCAAAGCUUGUCCCAGAUGUUCUUCGUGGUACUGAUCGUGCCGGCGGUUCAUUGGGUCUCAUGCAACCUGGAGGCGACACUACUGAGCUCCUGGAGAAGCAGGCCGACCUUAUUGCCUACCUGCGUGACCACACGCACAAGCUCAACCAGAAACUGCAUCAAAUGCAGACCAAUGUGCGACCAGUGCGGGCUCCCCAAAUUCCUUAAAGACCACUCAAUAUAAAUAUAUAUACGUAUUAUCAUAUUUUUACUAGAAGUUCUCAUUUUAUUUUUGAUUACAAUUACGACGAAGAAAUAAUCUUCAAAGAAUAUCAAUUGGACAAAAAAAAUGUAAAAUCCAACUGUAUAUACAGAGAACAUAAUACUUAAUCAAUGGUCAACGAUUAAGUUCAUUGUAUUAUAUUAUAAAAACAAGUGCGUGUAAAAUUGUUAAAUUAAAAUCGAUUUGCAAUAAUAA
Messenger RNA from Drosophila ananassae, 1132 nucleotides. Its product is annotated as transmembrane protein 192. Gene Ontology annotation, cellular component: late endosome; lysosomal membrane. Lineage: Eukaryota; Metazoa; Arthropoda; Insecta; Diptera; Drosophilidae. The coding region runs from base 100 to 882 and encodes 260 amino acids. The record is from RefSeq and is a predicted model, not a curated record. The transcript has 4 exons.